CAGUGGUGUCAUUAACCACAAUCCUGUUUCCUCUAACCCAACUUUAUAUGCAUGUAUCGCUUUUUCGUAGUUAUAAGUUAAUAAAUCAAAUUAUUCAGCUUUAACAUCAUGAAACCUUGUUCAACAAAGGGAGUUUUUAGUGCCAAUCAACUAAAAUUCAACAAAAAAUAUUUAAAAGAAUUAACUGUUCAGCCAGACAGUGGAGUUUUCGAACAACAUUGUAAAUAUCACAUUUGUUUGCACCCUGCACAGCUUAUAGAUUACGACCAGGCCAUCAAAGACGAAUUGAGUAAAAAGAUUGGCAGAUACGAUGAACCUUUUGAUGGAAUCUUGCUUGGGUUCCGGAACAUUAAACUCCAUUCCGAUAUCGGGCUCAUAGGCUCCGACAGCUACUACAUUCACAUGGAUGUUAGUGCGGACUUUUUCAUUUUUAGACCCAAGCUCGAGAUGGUUCUAAAAGGCACAGUGACCAGGAUAACUAAGGAUCAUGUGGGUUGUCUGACCUACAAAACGUUUAAUGUCUCUUUACCCAAAACUGAAAGCGACGACGAUUCUUGGCUGGGCUCAAGAGUCAAUGUGGGCAGUGAGGUUCAAUUCCAAAUAACUCACGUUAAUCUACUUGCCCGCUUACCACAUAUUCGUGGGGAAAUAGAAUCAAUUAUUGGGGAAAGUGGUGCCGUUAUCGCACAAACUAAGUUGAAGAAGAAGAAUAAAAAAACCGUAUUUCAUAACGAAGACAAUAGUGCUGAACAGACUGUUGUCAACGAACCACCCAAGAUAAUGCAAGCGAGCAAAUAUAGGAAACCCAAAAAAUCGCAACGUCCAAUCCAAACAAAUGAAGAAAGUGAAUCUUUAACCGAAGAAUCCCAACCACCGAGAAAGAAACAUCGCAAAAACAAACAGGAAGAUCACCUCGAUGAUGGUGCAGAAACAUCGCAAAUUAGCCAAACCGAAGGAAGCCCCCAGAAGGAAAAACGCAAGCACAAACAGAAGACUUUGGAAGACAGUCAACUUAACGUUUCCGAGGAUUCAGUUAAGGAAGCAUCGCCAAAGAAGCGCAAAAACAAGCGAAAGGAUAGCGAUCGUGAGGUUUCGUUGGAGUCCCUGGAUAUGAAGUCGCUAUUUGCCGAUGCUGACAAUGACUUCAGCACAAAGGUUCAAGAGUCGGGGGUAGGCGAAAAAAAAUCGAAGAGGAAAAGGUCGCAGGAAUUCUAUUUGCCUGAGGUCAAACUGGAACCCGAUAGUGAUCUUGAAAAGAUUGUCGGAUGGUGUUGAAAUAAAUGUUGGUUAGCGAGGAAAUGUGAAGUAAGGAAGGCGGAGUGGAAAGACAUCUGAUUAUUUUAUAGAUUGUGGACUUUUAGUAUGCGCGUCGUUGCAAAUUGAUUUUAAUCUGCAGACUAUUCAGUGACACUCCAAUUAAAAUAUUUAGGACUAGAGAAUCUUCAACUCAGUUGCAAUGAAGACUUGGAUUUUUUAAACUCAGGAAUGUUUUGGACCUUGUCCAUUCCAACAAGCGAAUAUUCAGGUGCAAGUUUUUGUAUCACUAGCACUUUUGCCAAUAAAAGGUUUGGUUUAUUAUUAAUUCUUGAAUGAAACACCAAUGAAAUGUGACCAAUAUUUUAUUGGGUUUUGAUAAAUAAAAUAAAAUCUUACAAAAUCGAGCACUUUAGGUAAGACAAAUGCAACUGAUCUAGUUUUCGGGAUUUAAACUAGCAAUUUUUAAAAACCAUUUAGUCUUCGUAUACCCAGGGUUGUUGGGCUGGCUGCCAAGAAACGACCUCUUUCUCGUU
Molecule: messenger RNA, 1790 nt
Organism: Dendroctonus ponderosae (mountain pine beetle)
Lineage: Eukaryota; Metazoa; Arthropoda; Insecta; Coleoptera; Curculionidae
Gene: Polr1F
Product: DNA-directed RNA polymerase I subunit RPA43
Exons: 6
Coding region: 109-1275 (388 amino acids)
Biological process (GO): DNA-templated transcription initiation
Cellular component (GO): RNA polymerase I complex
Source: RefSeq, a predicted model, not a curated record